Rosa rugosa (rugosa rose) is the source of this 1221-nucleotide messenger RNA. RefSeq names its product putative pentatricopeptide repeat-containing protein At1g12700, mitochondrial. The record is from RefSeq and is a predicted model, not a curated record. Gene Ontology annotation, molecular function: protein binding. The coding region runs from base 1 to 1221 and encodes 406 amino acids. The transcript has a single exon. Lineage: Eukaryota; Viridiplantae; Streptophyta; Magnoliopsida; Rosales; Rosaceae.
AUGGCGGAGGCUAGUUCCCCAAAUUACGAUGACCUCAAGAACCAUGUAAUGAAGGUUUUUGAGGAUGCGACCAAAGACUGUGAGGACAAGGACAUGAAAAGAGUAUUCGAUUCGAUUGGGGACUACGACUCCUUUAACAAUUAUGCGAUUGAAAUGUUCGGUGCUAUGGAAAACUUGGGCCUCGGUGACGAAGCCAGAGAGCUGUUCAAGCCUCUCUCUGACCGAGCCGUACUGCGGGACGUGGCUGUCCACACUGUGGUCAUUCGGGCAUACGCUGUUGCCGGCAAGACCAAGGCUGUUCUCAAGGCCUACCAGCACAUGAUAGCCACUGGUAUCGCUCCCUCAUCCCUCACUUACACCAUACUCAUCAAUGCACUUGUAGUAGACUAUUCUGAUUACAGUUUUGUUGGCUAUGUGAAGAACUAUAUUCUAGAAAUGUUGGAUAAGGGGAUGAAGCCUCAUCCUAUAUGCUAUUUGGGUCUGUUUGGAGUCCUUGGCUGCCGGGAGUCCGUGGAGAAGGCCACUGAGUUCCUUGUGCUGAUAAAUGCCAAGGGGUUGAGCCCCGAGUCCAAUUAUUUUAACAUUGAAGAAGGCCACUUCAAAAAGGCAAUCAAGGUGUACACUAAUGUCAGCAAUAUAACAACUGACAAGGAUGCGCAAAAGGUGUUCCGGAAGUGGCGCACCAACGCCCCUGGCCUCAAGAAAGAGUUAAUGAAGAUGAUCAAUGCUCUGGUGAAGGAUGGCAAGCUAGAUGAAUCCAUGGAGAUGUAUAGGGACAUCAUUGAGACAGGAAGAGAACCUUUUGUCCUACUCCACACCUGCGUUAUUAAAGCCUAUCUCAAGUCUGGCAAGACCAAGAGUGCUUUUGAGCUGUACCGGGGUAUGUUAGCUGCAGGUGUUUCCCCCAACUCAUACACUUACACAGUUUUAAUCAAGGGACUCGCUGCUGACCCCAACUUCUUUGGAGAAGCCAAGAAGUGCUUGCUUGAAAUGAUGGACAGGGGGAAACGGCCCAAUGCUGCUACCUACACUGCUGUGAUAGAGCUAUUUGCAAGGCAGGAGAGCAAGGCUGCUGAGGAGGAGGGUAAAGUGUUUGUGGAGGUCAUGAUGGGGAAGGGAUUUGUGCCUAAUGCAAAGGCAAUGAGCGAGGUUUUAAAGGGCAGACCAACACCUGUAAUUAGAAGGGUCAUGAGUAUAGUCCUUUCCAAGUUGAAGCACUGA